AUGUCGAAACGAGAUGUAAUGUUUCAUCCUAUCAUUAGUUCUAUUCAAAGGAUAGCACUUUACGAAACUAAAGCAAGAUUUUAUCUAAUUGGUUCAAACAACACAGAAACCAGAUUUAGAGUGCUUAAAAUAGAUAGAACAGACCCCAAAGAAUUAAUACUGGUUGAUGAUAAAGUUGAGUACAACAAGCAAGAGAUACACCAACUGCUGAAUAUGAUUGGCUUUGGCAACAGAAGUGGAAGGUCAACAGGACUUAAUAAAUUAGUUUCUGCUUUUGGAAUUGUUGGCUUCAUAAGAUUUCUAGAAGGAUACUACAUAAUACUUGUAACAAAAAGAAGGAAGAUUGCUGCGAUAGGCUCACACUCCAUAUACAAGAUUGAAGAUACAGCCACAAUAUACAUUCCAAAUGAAAACAACAAGCCUCCACAUCCUGACGAGCAGCGAUAUCUGAAAAUGUUCCUCGCCAUUGAUCUUUCCACUAACUUCUACUAUAGCUAUAGUUAUGACAUCACUCAUACUUUACAAAUGAAUAUGGCUCCUCCAAGACAAUUAGCUCCUGCGUUAUUUCCAAAGCCCAUCACAGCUGCAGUUUAUCAAUCCAAUCUAAAUGGCAAUAUGGAGAAGCAGGAGAAAAAGUGUGAGUGUAACAAAAAGGAUGAUGAUGAAGAUAUAUUUGAAACAUGGAAGAGACAAGUGCAACAGAGGGCUGAGAAGAUUGGACAUUUAAAUCAGAGGCUUGAUUUUGGAGUCCGAGCAGUUCCAGAAUGGAGAUUUGUUUGGAACAGUCAUUUGCUUUCUGCAGUACAUUCACAGUUACAUCCAGAUUGGAUUCUAUACAUUGUGCAUGGGUUUAUAGAACAGAGCAACCUCAACAUAUUUGGAAGACCAGUAUAUUUGACCCUCAUUGCUAGGAGGAGUAAUAGAUAUGCAGGUACAAGGUUUCUUAAACGAGGUGCCAAUAUGCAUGGAGAUGUGGCUAAUGAAGUAGAAACUGAACAAAUUGUGCAUGAUUCUAUGGUGUCAUCAUUUGCGUCUGGAAGGUUUAGUUCAUUUGUCCAACUGAGAGGCUCUAUACCAAGUUACUGGUCUCAAGAUGUGUCUAAAAUGGUACCAAAACCAGCAAUAUCAAUUGAUCUCAGUGAUCCUUUUGCAGAAAUACCAGGAAAACAUUUGAACAAUCUUAUGUGCCGAUAUGGUUCACCAAUAAUGUUUUUAAAUCUAGUCAAGAAAAGAGAAAAGAAGAAACACGAAUCUCUGUUGACUGAUGUUAUAAGCAAUGCUAUAAAAUAUUUGAACCAAUUUCUACCCCCAGAGUUUGCUAUACAGUAUUAUCACUUAGACAUGGCACGGAUGAACAAAGGUGCCGAUGCCAAAGUUUUAGACAAGCUAUCGGCGAUAGCGCGUACAGUGGUGCGUCGGACGGGCAUAUUCGUGAGCUCUGCGGCGUGCGGCGGGGCGGUGGGGGGCGCGGCGGGACACCAGGCCGGGCGCGUGCAGGCGGGGCUGGCGCGCGUCAACUGCGUCGACUGCCUCGACCGCACCAACACCGCGCAGUUCGCCAUCGGCAAGUGCGUGCUCGCCUAUCAACUAUACGCAUUGGGUCUAAUAGGAGAGCCAGUUAUCGAAUUCGACUCAGAUUGUGCGAGAUUAUUGGAAGGACUCUACGAAGACCAUGGCGACACAUUGGCACUACAGUAUGGCGGGUCUCAAUUAGUCCACAGAAUAAAAACAUACCGGAAGACAGCGCCGUGGUCGUCCCACGGGAACGAUAUAAUGCAAACGCUAAGUCGAUACUACUCCAAUACGUUUUCGGACGCGGAGAAACAAAACACGAUGAACUUGUUUCUAGGUCUGUUCAUACCGGACCCUGCCAAACCGCCAAUAUGGGACUACCAAAGUGAUUAUUACUUGCAUCACCCUGAAUCUAUGGUUUAUAUACCUCGAAAAAGGUCACUUACAAAGUGGUGGGAUGAUGACGUAUUGCGUUAUCUCCCGAUGCCGUGCAAUGAGAUGAGGAAGCUGUGUUGCGAGAUUAUAGGUAUACAGGGUGAUUCUAGUAGCACCAUAGAAAUGGUUGACCCUUACCACGACUACAAUAGACCGUUUGAGUACACAGUAUUUACGGAGAGUUUCGAGUUUAAGAUGUGUCACACACUCCGUGAUCUGGCGCCGACGUUCUCGGAGAGUUUCAGUCCGUUCGUGGUUCGCGGCCGCGCCAUCGGCCAGAGCAAAGGCCCCACCUCCAAGAACCCCGUCAUCAGCGGCCGAUCCAGCACUACUUCUAAUAAUUCCAGCGAUUCAAAUACUGAUUCCUCAACGGACGAUGAUUUAACAAGUUCCACUCCGAGUUCGCGGCUAGUAACUCCCUCACCAUUGACGCUCGUCGCUAAGAUUUUAGAGGCGAAACAAGAAGAAGAAACACCUCUGUUUCCGGCUAUUAAGAGAACUAACAGAGUGCCUCUCGGCGAGCCCAGCAAAAGAGAUAUGGUGAUGUACAAACGCUACGUGAACUUCGAGAAGCGCUCGAACCCGCGCUACAAGUCCGACAUUCACAUCGUGAUCACUCUCAACAGCGCGUUUACAAUCGACAGUUCUGUCGAUGUCAUCCCGCCGACGGUCACCAAGGCGUCCAAAGAAAUAUACCACGAUUACGUACAACGCACCAAAGGACAUAUUCCUAUAUCCACAAAUUCUAUAGCACUUUAUAAACAGUAUGUAAACUUUAGCUUGUAGAGCAGUUAUUGAAAUUCUACGUUACGUUAGCCAAAUGUAUUACAUACCUCGAAACAUUAUAUAUGUAAUGCUAUAAAUUUGGCAUUGAACUAGGCUUAAUACAAAAAGCAGUUUUGAAAAUCUGGAAAUUGUCUAUACUAGUAAAAUUCAUAAUAGGAAUUUAAUGCAUUAGCAUAUUAUGAUUUGUUACAAUAUUUUAAAAUGUGUACUGUCAGACACAAAAGUAACUGAACAAAGUUAACACCCUAAAACACACCUGAACAUUAGCUUCAAGUGAAAUAUUCUUAUUUCGUUAUUUGAAAAAAGUAAACCCUUUGAAGUUUAUUUUAUUGAAGAAAAAACGCUUGUUGAUAGGGGCACAGAAGUGCAGGCGAUUUGAAAUUUUGAUUUUGUUCAACUACUUUCAUCAUAGCCGCACGGUACUUUAACCGAGGGGAAGUAUAGACGCCUAGCUUUUCGUUGACUAACUGUGUAACCUAGGGAACUAUAAUAUAAUAGUUCAUUACCCUUCUGUGAUUUAAUGACUUGAAACAACAUGGUAUGGCUAAGGAUUAUGAUUUUUGACGAUAGAUCCAUUGUACAUUAGACCACUGCUUGUGCUUAUAUCAUGAAGAUAUUUAUUAGGUGUAAUAUGUUAUUAUUAUAACUAUUUUAUGAAUAAAUAUAAAUCGUUAUCCAUUUUU
Molecule: messenger RNA, 3416 nt
Organism: Manduca sexta (tobacco hornworm)
Lineage: Eukaryota; Metazoa; Arthropoda; Insecta; Lepidoptera; Sphingidae
Gene: FIG4
Product: polyphosphoinositide phosphatase
Exons: 12
Coding region: 1-2733 (910 amino acids)
Biological process (GO): phosphatidylinositol dephosphorylation
Cellular component (GO): intracellular membrane-bounded organelle
Molecular function (GO): phosphatidylinositol-3,5-bisphosphate 5-phosphatase activity
Source: RefSeq, a predicted model, not a curated record